AUGGCCGCCGACCGCGCACGCGUCUCCAGCGCCGACCCCUAUUUCGACCUGGGCACAUUCCACCGCCCCGUCUCCACGACCUGCUCACACGCGCAGGCAUGGUUCGACCGUGGCCUCGUCUGGACGUACGCUUUCAAUCACGAGGAGGCCGCGAAAUGCUUUGAGCGGGCCAUUGCGCACGACCCUGACUGCGCCAUUGCGUACUGGGGCCUGGCAUACACCCGAGGUCCAAACUACAACAAGCCAUGGGAGGCAUUCGAUCUAGACGAACGCGACGAGAUUGCGACUCAGACAUAUCGUGCCGUUGAACAGGCGAGAGAAAAUAUACACGGUGCAUCUGUCGUGGAACAAGCCCUCGUGAACGCUCUCAAGCACCGAUACCAAGAAAGCCGUCUGGUGGAUGAUCUUUCAGUAUGGAAUCUGGACUAUGCUGCUGCCAUGGCUGCGGUGUACGCGUCCUUUCCGGGGGAUCUUGACGUUGCUGCGCUCUACGCAGACGCAUUGAUGAAUUUGACUCCGUGGCAACUGUGGGAUCUGGAGACUGGGAAGCCUGCCCAGGGUGCGCGAACAGAAGAAGCACGUCAGGUUCUGGAGCCUGCUCUCAGGCUCCCUGGUGGCUCUGAACACCCUGGACUACUACACUUGUAUAUUCAUCUCAUGGAAAUGUCGAAUACCCCCGAGGUGGCGGCGCCUUGGGCCGAUGCCCUUCGCGAACUUGUUCCUGAUGCCGGCCACCUCAACCACAUGCCCUCCCAUAUCGAUAUCCUAUGUGGGAACUAUGAGAUGGCUAUUACUGCGAACACAAAAGCAACUGCUGCAGAUCGAAAAUUUGUGGAGCGAGAAGGUUCUCUGAACUUCUACACACUUUACAGGGCUCACGACUAUCACUUCUUGAUCUAUGCUGCGAUGUUUGCGGGUCAGUCAAAAGUCGCUCUUCAAAAUGUCGACCUGCUAGAAGCUGCUGUUCCCGAGCAGCUGAUUCGUGUAGAGUCCCCUCCAAUGGCAGAUUGGCUGGAAAGCUUCUUGAGCAUCCGGAUGCACGUUCUCAUUCGUUUUGGGCGCUGGGAUGAUAUCCUCGCUCUCCAAACCCCUACUGACCCGGAUCUAUAUGCUGUUACUACGGCCAUGAUGUGGUACGCGAAAGGAAUCGCGGCUGCUGUCACCAGCAGAGCUGCAGAAGCCAAAUUGUAUCGUGAGAAUUUCCACGAGGCACUGAAGCGUGUUCCCGAUUCUCGCACCUUGUUUAAUAACAAAUGUAGUGAUAUUCUUCGAGUUGCAGAAGCGAUGCUGGAAGGCGAGUAUCUAUUCCGCCAAGGCAACACGGACGAAGCAUUUAUUCACCUUGAACGAGCUAUUUUACUGGAAGGCUCACUCACCUACGAUGAGCCAUGGGGGUGGAUGCAGCCAGCACGGCACGCAUAUGGUGCGCUUUCACUCGAAUCGGGGGCUACUCAACGUGCUAUGGAGGUAUACGCCGCUGAUCUGGGCUAUAAUACCAAGCUACCUCGUGCCCGUACUCAUCCAAAUAAUGUUUGGGCUUUGCAUGGCUAUCACGAGUGUCUCGUGAGAAUGAAACGCUUCCCCGAAGCUCAGUCCAUCAAACGGAUACUUGACCCCCUACUCACGCUGGCCGAUGUUCCCAUCACGUCGUCUUGUUUCUGCCGUCGCCUCCAGCAGAAUACCUAG
Ophidiomyces ophidiicola is the source of this 1686-nucleotide messenger RNA. RefSeq lists its product as uncharacterized. Gene Ontology annotation, molecular function: protein binding. The record is from RefSeq and is a predicted model, not a curated record. Bases 1 to 1686 code for a protein of 561 amino acids. Gene Ontology annotation, cellular component: intracellular anatomical structure. NCBI's taxonomy places the organism in Eukaryota, Fungi, Ascomycota, Eurotiomycetes, Onygenales, Onygenaceae. The transcript has a single exon.